Molecule: messenger RNA, 3222 nt
Organism: Closterium sp. NIES-65
Lineage: Eukaryota; Viridiplantae; Streptophyta; Zygnematophyceae; Desmidiales; Closteriaceae
Source: the annotation of a GenBank genome assembly
AUGCAGCAGCAAGCGCAGAAGAAGGGUGAGAAGCGGGGAAAGCGAGAGCGAGAGAAGGCAGAAACAGGGUUGAUGCGUCCUGCGGAAAAGCAUGGAGAGGAGUGGAGCCUGCCUGAAAUGGACCAGGAGGGUGGUCUCAGUGGGAAGAGGAAGUUUGAGGGGGAGGGAGCGAUAGAGGGCGUUACGAAUGGGUUGGAUGAGUUGGAUGGGUUACUUGGACUGGCUGGGUUGGUGGAGGAAGAAGCGGAGGGGAGGGAGGCGAAGCGGGUGUGCAGUGCUCUCGACAUGUUUGCUGCUGUUGCUGACCUCGAACUGAGGAGAGAGGAGAGGCUGAGGGAGGAGAGGCAGAGGGAGGAGGCGUGCUUGUUGCAACAAGACAGCGUUGGAUCUCUGAAGAAAGCAGCGGAAAGAGGGGGGAUGGCCACGACCAAUCAUCUUGCUGUCAUGCUCCUGCUGUACGGGCGAACAGAGCAUCUGAGCCGUUUCUGUGCUGUCCUCUUCUCACAUGCUCCCCUGCUCGCCUCCCCUGAAAAAUUCCCACCUGCCUGCUUCCCUGUUCUUGCUUGUUUCAGGGGAAGGUACGAUGAGGCUGCGGCCUGCCUGCAGGCAGUGCUGCAGAGGGAGCCGCAGCACCCUGCUGCUCUCUGCUCGUACUCCGCCCUGCUGCUUGCUACACAGCGGUGUCAUGGCAGGAGACUUGACAGGAAAGCUGGCAGUAAACUUGACCACAUGCAGCAGCAGAAGCCGCAGGUGGAGCAGAAACUGGAGCUGCAACAGGAUUUGCAACAGCAGGAGCAAGUGCAGCAGCGGCAGGACGAAGAGAAGGAGAGAGCUCCGAAUGCUGGUGUUGUUGUGGAUGUGACGGAGACAGAAGGUGCAGAGUUGGCUCCAGCAGCAACGGGCACAGCAGGAGCAGAUGCAACCAUAGAAGGAGGAGAAAGCAGAGUGGUUUUUUCAGCGGCUGCAGGGGAUUUGGCAGGGGUGUCAGCACAGCAGUGUGCCACAGCAGCAGUGCAGCUGCUACCGAGUUGCGGCUUCCUCUGGUGCAACCUUGCCCACGCCGCCACGCGCUCAGGCCGUUGGAAGCAGGCGGCUAAGUGCAUGUCCCAGGCUCUGAAGCUGCAGCCGGCCAGUGCGCCUCUGCGCUUCGCAGCAGCAGCCCACCGCAUCGCGACUGCUGCCGCUGCCCCUUUGCCCCCGGCCCUCGCCUCCCAGCACAUCCGCUGCGGCGUUGCAGAGAUGGCAGAUGCGAUGGGACUGCCGGAACUGACGUAUGGCUCCAACGGCGUCCCAACAUUUUCACGUGAUGGUGCUUCUGCCAUCAUUUUUGGAACUGGUGCUGGUGCUGGUCCUGGUGCCACUGGUGCUGGUACUAAUGUUGCAAGUGCUGGUGCUGCUGGUGCUUUUGGUGGUUGUCAUGGCGGAAAUCGCAAGAGCGUUUUGAGCCAUGUGCCUGAGUGGAUGGCGUGGGACGUGGUGGGGCAUGCGCAUGCAGCCCUUGAACGGAGAGCUCUCCAGGAGAUUGUGACUAAAACGGGGGCGUUUGUGGUGGAAGAGGAGGCGCGGUUGACUGUAACUGGGUGUUCUGAUGGAGGGAGCGCACAGGAGGGGUUGGGUGAGGAGGAGAUGGAGAGGGGGGGGGGAGGAAAUCGGUUAAUGGCGCUGCUGGUUGGUGCAGCAUCACGGGGAGAGGAUGGGGAUGGAGAGGAGGACGAGGAGAAGAGGUGCAAAGAAGAGGAGGAGGAGGAGGAGGGUUUUGGAAGCGGGGAUGGUGGUGGGAGUGGGGAGGCGGUGAAUGAGGAGCUGGCAUGUGCGGUGGUGCAGGCAGAGGAGCUGAAGCUGGCCGCGUGGAAGAAGCAGUCUCUGAUGGCAGCAGCAGGGGCGGGAACCGGAGCCCAUCAGCUGGGCGUGCAUGCGCUGCACUCUGCCAUUCACUCACUUGCUUCUGACAUGGGAGAUGGCACCACAAUGGGGGGUGCUGCUGCGGACAUCAGAGAUGCUAAUGGUGCAGUUGAGCCGUCUUCCACGGGCUACUUUGCAGCAGCUCACUCGCACUUCCUGAGAGCUCUCUCACGCCACCAGCAAUCGACAGCCACGUGGAGUUCCCUAGCCCAAGGCCGUCUCUCUGCUGCCCUCUCAGCUGCACACAACGCCCUCCUCCUCGCCCCCAUGCACGGCCCCUCCCUCUGCAGCUUCGCCCUGCUCUCUGCCGCCGCUGGCCGCUGGAAAGACGCUGUGGACGCAUUUCAGCGCGCGAGUGAGGUGUUUAGAGGAGUACAGGGAGGCGUGGAGAGAGGGGAGGUGGUGGGGGAGGAUGGGGGGGUGAUGGAGGGACGGGGUGAGAUGGGAGAGGGGUGUGGGUCUGGUGUUGGUGAGGUGGUGGGAGUGGGUGAGGCGGUGAGAGAGGCUGUGAGGGUGAAUCUGCAGGUGGCCUUGAAAUGGCAAGCACGGGCAGAGGAGGAAAGGCAGAAGGCGAAUGGGUGGAAUGAGAUGGCUGGACCAGCGGCAGAGAGGGCGUCUCAAUAUGCGGCUGGUGAGAUCCCUGCUGCUGCUGCUGCUGCUGCUGCUGCUGCUCCUGGUGGUGGUGCUGGUGCUGCUGCUACGAAUGGUACUAAUGGCAUUAAUGGCACCUGGCAUCCAACUUCCGGUCACAGGAACGGGUUGAUGGAAGCAGCACAAAACGCUGUGAAGUCUUCAAACAACCCAACAUGGCCAAACUCAUCACACACCAACGCUGCUCUACCUCUGGCCAACUCAGUAAUGGCCAGCUCAGCAGCACUAAACGCAUCAGCAUCAAGUGCCACCAUGCCGCCGAAGCGGAGAGUACUGCUGGAUUUGGAAAUGCCAGCCUGUGAGCUCUCAGAAACAGAGAGCGGAGGAAACACUCCGCUGGGAGCAAGCACUCUUUGCAGCAGGGGUAACAUUCCUGGCGGAGGCAACAUGCGACAUGGCGGGGGCGUUCCUGGUGAAGCACUUGCAAGUGGUCCUAGCAAGGGGAAUGCGUUUGCUGGUGCGAACGGUUUUUAUGGAAGUGGUGGUAAUGCAGCAGCUGGCCAGGGGGGUGGACUGAGGUCACAACAACCAGAGGCUAUGGUAUCAGAGCAUGCUGCUGAGCGUGCAGUGAAUGGAUUCCAUGUGGCGCCACGCAGUGCAGGAGGCAGGGACACAGGGUCGGAUCGGAAUCGACUUCCGGACCUCAAUGAUUGGCUGACAGCAUCUUGA